AUGUACGACACUUUGACUGUCGGUAAAUACUGCGAGAAGCGUGACCCUAACCUCGCAUACAUUGCCUACCGCAAGGGCCAGAAUGACCUUGAGCUUAUCGAGAUCACCAACGACAAUGCCAUGUUCAGGGCUCAGGCUCGUUACUUGCUUGAGCGUGAGGACCUCGAGAUCUGGAACUACGUUCUCAGCUCGAACAACAUGCACCGCCGUUCUCUCGUCGACCAGGUUAUUGCUACUGCCGUUCCUGAGUCUCAAGACCCCGAGCGUGUUUCGAUCGCUGUCAAGGCCUUCAUUGAUGCCGACAUGCCUACUGAGCUGAUCGAACUGCUCGAGAAGAUCAUUCUUGAACCUUCCGCUUUCAGUGACAACGCUAACCUUCAGAACUUGCUUAUGCUCACUGCUUGCAAGUCUGACCGUGCUCGCGUCGGCAACUACAUCCAGAACCUUUCCGAGUACAGCCCUGAAGACAUUGCCACCCAAUGUAUCGAGGUUGGCAUGUACGAGGAGGCAUUCGAGAUCUACAAGAAGCACAACAACCACACUGCUGCUACUGAUGUUCUUGUUGACCACGUAAGUACCACUUUCUUAGCUCGUGACAUCUUAAGGAGUGCAAGUGCAAGAACGACAGCCAUCGAAAUGCACGAAGCGAAACAAGCGACAGUCGUCUCCGGUGAGAGCCAGCAUUGUUCUAGCCAAUGA
Messenger RNA from Aureobasidium vineae, 699 nucleotides. Lineage: Eukaryota; Fungi; Ascomycota; Dothideomycetes; Dothideales; Saccotheciaceae. The record is from the annotation of a GenBank genome assembly.